AAUGCGGCGUGUGUGCGGUAUCUCCUCUGGUUACGCGGUAUCGGCAGUAAUUAGGAUGGUUUCGCUUUCCACUCAUUGGCCGCGUCCUUCUAGGCGUCUAGUUUUCCUUCCAGUCCAUGAGCAAUCGGAAGCUUGUUGCUCUGUCGGAAGGUUUUCAAUGCCUAUCACGCGUAUCAGCUGCUGUGUUGAGUGGUUAUAUCAUCCAGCUCACGUGCUGCCUGCGAUAAGAAUGUAGAACGUGGCGCCACGUACGGUGUGUAAACUGUAGUGACGGGCAUACACCAUCAAGACGUGUAGGUUUGUUACAUGGUGCGUAGGGGUAAUCGAUCGCCACCAAAGACAUGGCCAUGGGGACCGACCGCGUGCAACAACAGUGCCUUGUAGCAACGGCGCUCCUUUUGAUGAAUUGCCCUCUGCUGUUCGCAAUUCACCUGUCGGAACGUUACUGUAGUGCGUUCCCUCUUGUCGUGAAUACCUGGGGAUUCUCCAACGCUACACUGCGAGCGUGGGAAGUGCUGACCGUAGAGAACGGGACAGCGCUGGAUGCCGUGGAGCAGGGCUGCUCGCAGUGCGAGAGGGACCAGUGCGAUGGCACAGUGGGCUAUGGUGGCAGCCCGGAUGAAGACGGCGAGACAACCUUGGAUGCGCUCAUCAUUGAUGGCCCCAGCUACUCGAUGGGGGCUGUGGGUGACUUGCGCCGGGUGAAGCAUGCCAUCUCCGUGGCACGAGCAGUCAUGGAGCGCUCGACUCAUACGUUCCUCGUUGGCGAGAAAGCCACCCAGUUUGCGGUUGAGAUGGGCUUCCAGGAAGAGUCGCUCGCGACAAACCACUCCAAGCAGAUGUGGACUGAAUGGAAGGCCAACAACUGUCAGCCAAACUACCGCCAGAAUGUGGUUCCAGAUCCACGGACGAGUUGUGGUCCGUACCAGCCAGCAGAGCAGCUGUCUGUAGACAGGGAUGCCUGCCCAUCUGCAGCCAGUGAGCAUAACCACGACACCAUUGGCAUGGUGGUCAUCGAUGCCAACAAGAGGCUAGCAGCAGGCACCUCCACAAAUGGCAUGAACCACAAGAUCCCUGGCCGUAUCGGAGACUCGCCCAUCCCUGGUGCAGGUGCCUACGCUGACCAGGAAGUGGGCGGGGCUGCAGCCACUGGCGAUGGUGAUAUCCUCAUGCGCUACUUGCCGAGCUUUCAUGCAGUGGAGAGCAUGAGGCGUGGCAUUGACCCCCAGACUGCGAGUGUGGCCGCCCUCCAUCUCAUAGUGCGGCACCAUCCAAAGUUUGUUGGUGCACUGGUGGCUGUCAGCAUCGAUGGGACUUACGGUGCAGCUUGCCAUGGCAUCCCAUCAUUUCCUUACUCAGUGGCAAAGCCAGAAUACGGCACUGCUGUGGUGGAACAUGUCAAGUGCACCAACUAAGUUUGUUCAGAACCAGCAAGAAAAUUUUCAUCCCAACUGAACCACCGCAAGCAAAAGCUUCAAAGCACUGACAUCUCAUUUCUGCAGUAAGAGGACACCUUAUUUCGACGUGGUAUGGCGAUUCAGACAAACCUGCUCGCACGACUAAGUCACAUCUAACAGACUUGACAAGCUGAUGUGGCCAGCAGCUUUCAAGACAAUGCAGCAAGAUUCACACAUUACUUGUCAUGAACAUUCGAUGUGUGUGUGUUUGUGUGCACAGAGACAUUGCUGCAGACUCACAAGAUUUAUAAAUGCCAAGCAGUUCUCUGUUUGCUUAAAUAAAAGAACAAGUGUGUAUUAUAUA
Rhipicephalus sanguineus (brown dog tick) is the source of this 1761-nucleotide messenger RNA. Its product is annotated as N(4)-(Beta-N-acetylglucosaminyl)-L-asparaginase. The transcript is spliced from 8 exons. NCBI's taxonomy places the organism in Eukaryota, Metazoa, Arthropoda, Arachnida, Ixodida, Ixodidae. Gene Ontology annotation, biological process: protein deglycosylation. The record is from RefSeq and is a predicted model, not a curated record. Gene Ontology annotation, molecular function: N4-(beta-N-acetylglucosaminyl)-L-asparaginase activity. Bases 342 to 1415 code for a protein of 357 amino acids. Gene Ontology annotation, cellular component: lysosome.